UCAAGACUAAGAAGUAAAGUAAGGCCAUGUGCCUCAGACGGGGACAUUACUCGAACUAGUGCCUUACUAGCGUAAGCUCGAGCUUUUACUCACGUUUCAUACUUAUCUUUUAAGUUCGUGUAAACACUAACGCAUUAAUAGUUAAUAUUUUGCUUUUUCUAAAGUACAGACUUUAUUAUUGCUUUAAUGUGUUGAUCUUUAGUGAAUUUUUUAGUGUUAUUUUAUAAAUUCAAUAAAGUGCAGUGAUUGAAUUUUACAAGUGAUAAAUUAUUUGAAGGAAAAAAUAUUAUUUUUUACCGUGAAAUGAUGACCCUGAUGACAGACGUCGGGGGUUAUGCGUACGACAGUCGGGCUUCUUAUGACGGAUACCACUCGCACCGCAGGCAUUUUUACAACAAUCCGGACAAUGAGUUCUUGCAGGGCUACGUACCUGUCAGAAAUGAUGACCGUAAUAGUCACCAUACGAGGACAAGAAGUGCCGACAGUUCAACCUCUCCAGAAAGUGUUUCUUCUGGCCACUAUCGACCUCAGUUUCGUUACAUACCAGACUCCGACGAUGCCUCGUCAGUGGUGUCAGCCGAUGCGUCAGCAGAUCCCGAAUCGGCUUCGGCAGAUGGCGAUGAAACUAACGAAAGUGAGCAGGGUAUUGAACAUGUACCACAUCCCCAUGUAUUAGACGCGACUUCACCCCACGGCGCCCGGAGAUGUCUUCUGUGGGCGUGUAAGGCUUGUAAGAAAAAAACUGUUACUGUUGACAGGAGGAGAGCCGCCACAUUACGCGAGAGAAGGCGCUUGAGAAAGGUUAAUGAAGCUUUUGAAGUGCUAAAAAGACGUACAAGUAACAAUCCAAACCAGCGACUACCUAAAGUUGAAAUAUUAAGAAACGCGAUUGAAUACAUCGAAAGCUUAGAAGCUCUCCUUCAAGGAAACCGGCCAUCAGGAAACUCGGCGAGUCACGUUGCUACGGAUAAUAUGAGUGCCGACUCAACGCAAUAUGUGACAGACAGACUUCGACAAUUCUCAGACCCAUUAGCAAGGUUUCAACCCAUCAAUGGUUUCGAGCAAACAGACACAACAGUUACUUCAAAUACUGGAAGUAGUUUGGAUUGCCUCAGCAUGAUCGUGCAGAGCAUCAGCGGAGAAGGCAACGAAAGUAAUUUUUCGCCACAUUAAUAGAGGUCAAGUAUUAUUUUUAAACUACUAUUAAAAAUCACUAUGUUUAUAGUUAAUAUACAUACUACCGGAACCAAAAAAUUGUAUAGAAAAAUGCUUAGAAAAUAGUGAAUAAUUUUAUAAUAUUUAUAUGACCAAAUUAAAAUAUUCUUUUUACUAAGAAAUUUUA
Cotesia glomerata is the source of this 1342-nucleotide messenger RNA. It is a transcript of the gene nau, whose product is annotated as transcription factor SUM-1. The record is from RefSeq and is a predicted model, not a curated record. The transcript is spliced from 5 exons. Gene Ontology annotation, biological process: muscle organ development; regulation of transcription by RNA polymerase II; positive regulation of myoblast differentiation. Lineage: Eukaryota; Metazoa; Arthropoda; Insecta; Hymenoptera; Braconidae. Bases 304 to 1173 code for a protein of 289 amino acids. Gene Ontology annotation, molecular function: protein dimerization activity; DNA-binding transcription factor activity, RNA polymerase II-specific; RNA polymerase II cis-regulatory region sequence-specific DNA binding.